AUGGGAGCAGACAACGCCACGACAAUUCGCUGGGGGAUUAUGGGUAAAGAUUGCGCAAAACCCUCUGAUCUGAUACGUGGCACUUGCUUACCAAAAAUAGCAACGGGGGAGAUUGCCAAACUAUUUGUCAAGGACCUCCUGAUCGACCCGGCCACGCGCGGAACACACGACAUUCGACAUGUUGUCACUGCGGUGGCUUCCAGCUCAUCCAAGGAGUCUGCAGACAGGUUUAUUCGACAUAAUAUCGCCUCCAAACUGUCGGAAGGUAUCAGCUGCACCGCAUACGGAUCAUACGAAGAGUUGGUGGAAGACGCCAACGUGGACGUUUUGUAUAUAGCAAGCCCACAUUCGCACCAUUAUCAGAAUUGCAUGCUAGCACUCGAAAGCUCCAAGCCCAUCCUUUGUGAGAAACCCCUCACGGUGAAUGCCAAACAAGCCAGGGUGCUCUAUGAAACGGCCCAGCGGCAGAACCUCUUCUUGAUGGAAGCGGUUUGGACGCGGUAUUUCCCUCUCAGUACUGCAGUGCGCCAAUACAUCCAAGACGGCUUGAUCGGAGAGGUCCUGCGCGUCUAUGUAGACAAUUCGACUGGUGUGGACAUUUCCAAGCUGAGCUCUACUCACAGAUACCUAGACAAGGAGCUAGCCGGAGGAGCUCUCUUGGAUAUUGGUAUUUAUCCUUUGAUAUGGGUCUUUCAGACUCUGUAUCACACGCGAGAGAAACAUCAGCGACAGAAGCCUAGCCGAGUCGUGAGUCUGCUCACAUACGAAAAGGCUUCCGGCACCGAUCAAAUGGCAUCGGUUAUGGUAGAGUUCCCAUCUUCGACACCGUCGGGCACCUCAGUGGCGCACGGCAUCAUGUCUACCUCAAUGAUUCUUUCCAAUGACGCAGAUGGGAAGGGGUCGUCAGGUACCGCAGUGCGCAUACAGGGGCUGGAGGGAGAGAUUCAGAUCGUCGGCCCAGUUCAUCGGCCGGAGUCCGUGAGGAUUAUUCGCAAAGGGGAAUGCAGGACAGUUCAUUUCGAGAUUCCGGCUGGUGGCCAUGGCAUGUACUGGGAGGCCGACGAGGCUGGACGGUGCAUUCGGGACGGAAAGAUCCAGAGCGAUGUAAUUCCCUGGGAUGAGUCCGUGGCCAUCAUGGAGGUGGUGGAUGAGAUCCGGGCACAAGCGAAUUAUUCCUACCCCGAGCAGAUUGAGUCAACGGAGUAUCCCCUCAAUUUGAAGAAGAAGGCUCCGUGA
Aspergillus bombycis is the source of this 1236-nucleotide messenger RNA. Its product is annotated as Gfo/Idh/MocA family protein. The coding region runs from base 1 to 1236 and encodes 411 amino acids. Gene Ontology annotation, molecular function: nucleotide binding. The transcript has a single exon. Lineage: Eukaryota; Fungi; Ascomycota; Eurotiomycetes; Eurotiales; Aspergillaceae. The record is from RefSeq and is a predicted model, not a curated record.